Messenger RNA from Cryptotermes secundus, 3617 nucleotides. Its product is annotated as phosphoglycerate mutase 2. The record is from RefSeq and is a predicted model, not a curated record. The coding region runs from base 568 to 1329 and encodes 253 amino acids. NCBI's taxonomy places the organism in Eukaryota, Metazoa, Arthropoda, Insecta, Blattodea, Kalotermitidae. Gene Ontology annotation, molecular function: intramolecular phosphotransferase activity. Gene Ontology annotation, biological process: glycolytic process. The transcript has 5 exons.
GCUUUUGUGAUUCAUAAUAUUCAUUCCUAGGAGAUACCUGGACUACAUUUAGGAACUGAUGAGCUAAUCUGAACUACGAGCAAAAAUAACUGACCCGUCACUUAACAGCAACGGAGGGGCAUUUCACGUCAUACGAACGGUGGCUUCGUAUCAUAAUCGACAUUUUUACAGACGCGAUCCUAAAAUCCGCGUUAAUAGUGUUCUUUAAAUAAGCCCCGUCUAAUAUCAAGAAAGCAUUAAUAUUUUUCUUGUGCGUUGUGAGAAAUGGCUGUGAACUAGUUUGGUUUAACACGUGUUUUAUAGGCAUUCGAAGUAGUGAAGUUGAAAAGGUGAACCAGUAAGUAACCUCGGAAUAGGGAAGCCAGGCAGUGUGUUAGGUUUAACCACCGAAAGAUGUUUGAAUUCUGUAUGUGUCGUCAUAAAUGAACUUAAUUAUUAUAUAAAUAUUUCCCAUAACGCCAAAGUUGAUAUUUCUUUCCAUGGGACUUGGAUAGGAAUUCUAAGGAAACAUAAAUACAAACAGUGAAAUUGAAGUGCGCAAAUAAAAUUCGACAAAGCGUGUGUAAAAUGUCGAAAUACAGAAUCGUCUUCGUAAGACAUGGUGAAAGUGUGUGGACAUCCGAGAAUUUGUUCUGUGGAUGGGUUGACAUAGGCCUGACAGACAAAGGAAGAGAGGAAGCAAAACACGCAGGAGAGGCUCUGAAUUCAGAGAGACUGAAGUUUGAUGUUGCUUACACUUCAGUACUAACACGGGCCAAUGAUUCACUGGAGAUUAUACUCAAAGAGAUCGAGCAGCCGGAACUUCCGGUGACACAGGCAUGGGAGCUGAAUGAACGGCAUUAUGGGGCCCUAACUGGACAUAAUAAAAUAGAAAUGGCUGUCAAAUAUGGAAAAGAACAGGUACAAAUAUGGCGACGAAGCUUUGAUGUACUUCCACCUCCGAUGGGAAAAGAUCAUAAAUAUUAUUGUCAUAUUGUUAACAAUCCAAAGCUCAAGUCCAUAAGAGACAAGAUCCCACAAACAGAAUCUCUCAAGACAACAAUGCUUAGAGUGAUUCCCUUCUGGAACAGUGCCAUUGUUCCCAACAUCAAGAGUGGGAAGCGAGUGUUGAUUGUCUGUCAUGGAACGAGCUUACGAGGAAUUGUGAAGCAUAUAGAUCGAAUGUCUGAUGAAGCUGUUAUGAAUCUGAAUCUACCAACUGGAAUACCGUUCAUAUUCGAGUUUGAUGCAGAUUUCAAUCCUGUUGUUUCCAUGAGAUUUCUCAGCGAUGAAGAAACUGUGAUGAAAGCAAUGUCAAAAGUUGCAUCUAUUGGAGAUGUUGAAAAAUGACAGUAACAAACACAGUAAGACUCAUGUGACAGUCUGAAGUUACGAUAACACUAUAGAUGCAAUGAAAAUAGAGCUUAAAAACAAAUAUAUGGCAUUCCACUAGAUAUAAGAGGAGAAACUUGGAUAUUAACCAACAAUUUAUAUGUGUUUAUUUCACUGGAAUAUGUCUGUAUCUAAAGACUUUGACCAUUUAUUGAAACAAUACCAGCAUUUAAACUUAGGGUUACUAAAUUUAUAUACAGGUGUAUCAAAACUCAAUGGCAAAACUUUAGGAAUGGACUCCUCAUAGAGAGAGAAGAAAAACAGUGUAUGACAACAUGGGUCCGGAAAUGCUUAAUUACAGAGUUAUCCGACACGUGACAGUGUGAUAAAAUCGAGGAUAAGAUGGGUGACACAGGCAGUAUGCAAGGGAAAGUGAUAUGUAUGUACAAAAUAUUAGUCUUAAUUCCUGAGGAGAAUAGAUCACUUGCAAGAACUAGACAUUAUCAGAUGAUAAAACUAAAAUUUUAUUAAAAAAAUAGGAUAUUGGUUGAAUUUUACUGCCUCAUGAUAUAAUCCCGCAGGAUGUUACAGAGUUAUCUCUCUAUAUGAGGAGUCCGAUCCUGAAGUUUUGAUACACUCUGUAUAGAAGAAUUUAUCUUUUAAUCAUUUGCAAUAUACAUGUAGCUAAAAAUUCCAUGCAGCAUUCUGACAUAUUUUUACAGAUGCUGUCAAAAGAAGUCCUGUGGAUUGACCCCUUUCACAACUGUUUAACCCCCCCUGCAUUCCCCUCCAGGUGUCUGUGAUAACCUUCACUACCUUGAGCUGCUUGACAUGACCCAUAAUAGGCUUGAUGACAAUUCCACUACUGAACUCAAGCACUGUCAUCCCCACUGACCAAGAUGCGGCUGUGUGCAGCUUCAGUGCAACUCCGUGACACAGUGUGUCUGUGCACAGCCGCACACAGAACCACCACUGCAGAUCUGAUUUCAGUUUCUGGGGGUAUACUGGACUGAUAAUGUGCAGAACGAAUUCCAUAUUCUAACUGCAGGGAGGCUGUUACAUUUAAUAAGCAACAUUCUGAGGAACAAGAAGGUCGGACAAGUGUUCCUUCAGGAAGGAACUAAAAAUGUGUUUUGUUUAUAUAUGUUUGGUCUAUUGUCUAGGUAUUUAAAAUGUGUUGUGAGUUGAGUGGACUACUAGUAGAUGGCAGGUUGGACAACAGAAAUUUUAUCAUAUUUCUAAAACUGAAACAGAAAAAUUAGUUUUUAACAGAGAUAUAUUUUAAUUAUAUAUAUUCAAAUAUCAGACAAUAUUUUAUAAAACAUUACACAUUAAACACUUUAUUUUUAAAGAAUUAUUGAAAAUAAACACAGACGUGAUUUAUAUUUCAGAGCAAGGGCAUACACCACUGGUAACCAUAUACAUUAGAAUGUGGAUGUAGCAGUUAGAUAAGGCCCUCAGUCCUAAUUUUCACUGAAUACCACGAAUCUUUGAAAAUGCUGGAUUUGUAUUUCUCUCACUGGUGACCAUGUACACUGCUGUCUUCUGGGAUGUGUUGCCAUGUAAUCUGGUAGGUAGGAUUUCACUGAAGCAUUACGGAGGAAUGUACUGCCUUUGUCUUCUGGCCGAAGAGUAAGCCAAGUAAGAGACCAGCAGAGUUCUGAUCCUCUCAAAUGUCAGUGUACUUUAACCAGAGUACACCAUAUAACAUCCCAGACAACAGCUCUCUUCAACCUGUGAAAAGUUUAAGUUUCAUAUUCAAAUGAAAUUUUAAUAUAGUAAGUACACUCUUUGAUUAUUUGUGUGUAGCUUACCUAUGCACAUUCCUUCUCCUUUGAUUAUCAUCUACAUUUAUUAAUGUUUUCAUGGCUAAGUACUGACAUAGUAGCAUGGACACGUGGUUCCUUAUCAAUCUAUUUUAGCGCCAGGUUCGAGCUAGUUGACAAAGUACCAUGUAGUGCACCAAUGGAAGAAAUAAAGGCACUUUUUGAACAAUAAAUGUAUUAUGUAGGAUUUGAGAUUUUCACAGUGGUGACUAUGAAGAAUGCCAUUUUCCUGGAUGUGGGAUCAUGUAGACUUGUGAACUGAACCGACAUUUCGGAGGAACGUAUUGCCUCCAUCUCUAGGGUAAGGUCUGCUGCCACCUGCUCAUGGUGGUUCCUCAGUCACAGACUUUUCGACCUGAAGACGGAGACAAUGCGUUCCUCUGAAACGUCAGUUCAAUUCACAGGAUCUACAUGAUGCCACAUCCAAGAAGACGGCAUUCUUCAUAAAUGUAUUAUGUUGGCCAUUUACAAAAACAAAAA